Messenger RNA from Capsella rubella, 1840 nucleotides. RefSeq names its product pectinesterase/pectinesterase inhibitor 18. The record is from RefSeq and is a predicted model, not a curated record. Gene Ontology annotation, biological process: cell wall modification. Lineage: Eukaryota; Viridiplantae; Streptophyta; Magnoliopsida; Brassicales; Brassicaceae. Bases 25 to 1668 code for a protein of 547 amino acids. The transcript has 3 exons. Gene Ontology annotation, molecular function: pectinesterase inhibitor activity; pectinesterase activity.
UUUUACCACUCAAACCAAAGACCAAUGUCUAAUUCAAACCAACCACUUCUUUCCAAACCAAAGUCUCUUAAGCACAAGAAUCUAUGCCUUGUCCUCUCCUUUGCAGCCAUUCUUGGCUCUGCAGCUUUCUUCUCAGCCCAACUUAUCUACACCAGUGAUGAUUCCUUACUAACCCCUAGCCAGAUUUGCAAUGGAGCUCAUGACCAAGACUCAUGCCAAGUUCUCUUGUCCGAAUUCACGACGUUGUCGCUCUCAAAGCUCAACCGUCUUGACCUAUUGCACGUGUUCUUGAAGAACUCCGUGUCCCGGGUUGACAGCGCGAUGAGCAUGGUGAAAGAGGCUAGAACCCGCUUGAACGGUGCGAGAGACGAGGCAGGUCUGGCUGACUGCGAGGAGAUGAUGGAUGUAUCAAGGGACCGGAUGGUGAGUUCGGUGGAGGAACUCCGAGGAGGAAACCUUAAUCUUGAGUCUUACUCAAACGUGCAUACUUGGCUGAGCAGUGUCCUUACAAACUACAUGACGUGUUUAGACACUACUAAUGAACCAAGAGUCAAGGCGCAACUUGAAGACUUGGUUUCUAGGGCUAGAGUGGCUCUAGCCAUUUUUGUGUCCGUCUUGCCUGCUAGAGACGACCUCAAGAUGAUUCUCUUCGACCACUUCCCGUCCUGGCUAACUACUCUCGACAGGGAGCUAUUAGAAUCUGCUCCCAAGGCACUUAAGGUGAACGCGAACGUCGUGGUGGCAAAAGACGGCAGCGGAAAGUACAAAACAGUAAAUGAGGCAGUGGCGGCAGCACCAGAGAAUAGCAAUUCAAGAUAUGUUAUAUACGUGAAGAAAGGGGUUUACAAGGAAACUAUUGACAUAGGCAAGAAAAAGAAAAACUUAAUGCUUGUUGGCGAUGGCAAAGACGCUACCAUCAUAACCGGUAGUUUGAACGUAGUUGAUGGAUCCACCACCUUCAGAUCAGCCACUAUUGCUGCCAAUGGAGACGGGUUUAUGGCACAAGACUUAUGGAUCCAAAACACUGCCGGGCCAGCAAAGCACCAGGCCGUGGCUCUUCGAGUGAGCGCUGAUCAAACUGUCAUAAACCGUUGCCGCAUUGAUGCGUAUCAAGACACACUCUACACGCACACACUGCGACAAUUCUACCGUGACAGUUACAUAACAGGUACCGUAGACUUCAUCUUCGGAAACUCCGCUGUGGUGUUCCAGAACUGCGACAUUGUUGCUCGAAAGCCUGGAGCUGGGCAAAAGAACAUGGUGACAGCUCAAGGAAGGGAGGAUCAGAACCAGAACACAGCCAUUUCGAUCCAAAAAUGUAAAAUAACCGCAAGCUCUGAUCUUGCUCCUGUAAAAGGAUCUGUGCAGACGUUCCUUGGAAGGCCGUGGAAGUUGUACUCAAGAACAGUGAUCAUGCAGUCUUUCAUUGACAACCACAUCAACCCGGCCGGUUGGUUCCCAUGGGACGGCGAAUUUGCGCUCUCGACAUUGUAUUACGGAGAGUAUGCGAAUACCGGUCCUGGAGCGGACACGAGUAAGAGAGUGACGUGGAAGGGAUUUAAAGUUAUUAGAGACGCAAAGGAGGCCGAACAGUUUACUGUGGCGAAGCUAAUUCAAGGAGGAUUAUGGUUGAAGCCCACUGGAGUUACUUACCAAGAGUGGCUUUGAUUUUAAUGUUUAGGUCUUGUACUUUUGUGUUGUGCUCUGUUAUCUCUGUUUUAGUUUGAUGAAGUGUUUCUCUGUUUUGUAUGGACUUAACCAAUGCUCUGUUUUCGUGAAGUUGUUAGGUUAAUGUUUCAAUAAUAAAUUUCGUGAUAUGGCAUAUCAUAUUUUGAAUAAA